Myripristis murdjan (pinecone soldierfish) is the source of this 1954-nucleotide messenger RNA. It is a transcript of the gene nars1, whose product is annotated as asparaginyl-tRNA synthetase 1. Gene Ontology annotation, cellular component: cytoplasm. The record is from RefSeq and is a predicted model, not a curated record. Lineage: Eukaryota; Metazoa; Chordata; Actinopteri; Holocentriformes; Holocentridae. Gene Ontology annotation, molecular function: nucleic acid binding; asparagine-tRNA ligase activity; ATP binding. Gene Ontology annotation, biological process: asparaginyl-tRNA aminoacylation. The coding region runs from base 112 to 1791 and encodes 559 amino acids. The transcript has 15 exons.
GAGGGCGCAUGUGUGCGGCUCGGUAGACACCACACCACCGGCGACCUGCGAGCGGGGUUACUCUCAUUCAGGAAGACAUUAAAGAGGACCUUCAGCCGCUGCGGAGCUGUCAUGGCGGAGGAGAUAUCGACAGGUGUGGAUGGAGUCUCAGUGGGUGAGCUGUACGUGUCGGACAAGCAGGGCAGCGACCAGGAUGGAGACGGGACGGAGCAGAAGCCCUUCAAGACCCCCCUCAGGGCUCUGCUGUUUGCCGGGAAGGAGCCUUUCCCGACCGUCUAUGUGGACUCACAGAAGGAGGGAGAGCGCUGGGCAGUGAUCUCCAAGACUCAGAUGAAGAACGCAAAGAAGGCGUUUAACCGCGAGCAGAUGAAGAGCAACGCCAAGGACAAAAAGGAGGCCGAGGACAAUGAGAGGAGAGAGAAGAACCUGGAGGACGCCAGGAAGAUCACCAUCGAGAACGACCCCAGCCUGCCGGAGCCCGACACGGUGAAAAUCCACCAACUGGAGGCCAAACGAGACCAGAGGGUCAAGGUGUUCGGGUGGGUUCACCGGCUCAGGAGACAAGGGAAGAACCUGCUGUUCAUCGUGCUGCGGGACGGGACGGGCUUCCUCCAGUGUGUCCUGACUGACAAACUGUGCCAGACCUACAACGCCUUGGUCCUGUCCACAGAGAGCACCGUGGCUCUGUACGGGACCGUCCAAGCCGUCCCCGAGGGAAAGCAGGCGCCGGGCGGCCACGAGCUGCACUGCGACUUCUGGGAGCUGAUUGGCUUAGCCCCGGCGGGCGGGGCCGACAACCUGCUGAACGAGGAGUCGGACGUGGACGUGCAGCUGAACAACCGGCACAUGCUGAUCCGAGGAGAGAACGUCUCCAAGAUCCUGCGGGUGAGGUCCACCGUCACGCAGUGCUUCAGGGACCACUUCUUCAGCCGCGGCUACUACGAGAUCACUCCGCCCACGCUGGUGCAGACGCAGGUGGAGGGCGGCUCCACGCUCUUCGGCCUCAACUACUUUGGCGAGCAGGCGUACCUGACGCAGUCGUCCCAGCUCUACCUGGAGACCUGCAUCCCGGCGCUGGGCGACACCUUCUGCAUCGCCCAGUCGUACCGCGCCGAGCAGUCCCGCACGCGCAGACACCUGUCCGAGUACACACACAUUGAGGCUGAGUGUCCCUUCCUGACGUUCGAGGAGCUGCUGAGCCGUCUGGAGGAUCUGGUUUGUGACGUCGUCGACCGAGUCCUCAAGUCUCCAGCAGCACCACUGCUCUACGACCUGAACCCCAACUUCCAGCCGCCCAAGAGGCCGUUCAGGAGGAUGAACUACACCGAGGCCAUCGAGUGGCUGAAGGAGCACGACGUCAAGAAGGAGGACGGCUCCUACUACGAGUUUGGAGAGGACAUCCCGGAGGCUCCUGAACGCCUCAUGACCGACUCGAUCAACGAGACCAUCCUGUUGUGUCGUUUCCCUGCAGAGAUCAAGUCGUUCUACAUGCAGCGCUGCGCCGACGACCGCCGCCUCACCGAGUCGGUUGACGUGUUGAUGCCAAACGUUGGGGAGAUCGUGGGCGGCUCGAUGCGUAUCUGGGACUCUGAGGAGCUGCUGGAGGGAUACAAGAGAGAGGGAAUCGACCCGACUCCAUACUACUGGUACACCGACCAGAGGAAGUACGGCACCUGUCCUCACGGCGGUUAUGGUCUGGGUCUGGAGCGUUUCCUCACCUGGCUGCUCAACAGACACCACAUCAGAGACGUGUGUCUGUACCCCCGAUUCAUCCAGCGCUGCCGGCCCUGAGCGCACACACACACACACACACACACACACACACACUCUGUCCCAACAGGUGGUCCAGGUGUGGCAGUGCUCAGUCCGCCCUUCACUCUAUUUACUGUAUCAGGAUAAAACUCGAUUCCAUAUUUGUUCAGUAAACUUUUCAUUUCCUGCAUCAUGAUUUUUC